AUGUCGGAAGCCUCUGUAAUCCCAGCCCCGCCGGGCGUCACGGUCGACUUUGACCACCCGCGGCAGCAAAAGGUGCUGGAGCAUUAUCUGCUCUUUGGUAUUGGCGGUACGAUCGCCUUCAUUGCCCUGUGCCAAAGGUUUUACACCAAGUUGUUCCUCUCCAAGGGGCUGCGAGUUGAUGAUAUUUUGAUGUUUCUGGGAUGGGGUGCCUCCGUUGUCACUCAGGCAAUGCUUGUUGCUUCUAUUGCCAAAGGUGGCAUGUGCGCCCAUGCCUGGGAGAUGCCAAUGUCUAGAUUCGUCCAAUAUUCUAUUGUGAGUCGUGACGCAGAAAGCCUCCAUUACUCAGGUCGUGCUGACCUGGCAAAGACCACCUACGUAACGGCGCCUGUCUUUAUGCUGUGUAAUGGCUCCACAAAGUUGUCCCUCUUGGCAUUCUAUCUUCAACUUUCGCCGCAAAAAUGGUUUAGAGUAGCAGUAUGGACGGGAAUCGCUGUGGUAUCAUUGUAUACAACGUGCAUCACUGUCCUGAUGCUUUUCCACUGCAAUCCCGUCAGGAAAGCCUUCGACUUCACCAUCACCGGCGGAAAGUGCCUCGACGUUGGCAUUCUGUACAUGGCAACGGCUGUGUCUAAUAUCGUUACUGACGUCAUGCUAUUCAUUCUGCCGAUGCCCAUGAUCUUCAGUCUACGCAUGAAGAUGGCAUCAAAGAUUGGCGCUGUUAUUAUCUUUGCCAUUGGAUCAAUGACUGUGGCUACCUCCAUUGUCAGACUUACCUACCUGCCUCCAUUGCUCAAAAGCGUGGAUCCAUCAUGGGACGCCGCCCCUGCGAACAUCUGGACAUUCAUCGAAGCCAAUCUCUUUGUGAUCUGCGGUUCCAUGCCCACCCUGCGAAAGUUCUUCAAGCAUUUCGCGCCAAAACUCAUGGGUUCCUCAACAAACCCGUCAUCGUACGUCAUUGGAGGAUACCGGAUGUCAUACGCGCAUCAAAAGUCAUUGAAUGCCAUGAGGAGCCGUCAACGCAAGCAGUACGAGCAGUUUCCGGACAUGAACGAGAUGCACACGUUCAACACGGAUCGGAAGCGAACGGACGAAGAGGAACCCGGGUUCUCCUCCGUAGUUGUCGCCGCAGGCGGAAGGGGGAGCGGUGACGACAGGAGUGACAAGGCGAUCUUGCAGACAAAAACCGUCACUAUAGAGCGCGAAUGA
Colletotrichum orchidophilum is the source of this 1206-nucleotide messenger RNA. RefSeq lists its product as uncharacterized. The record is from RefSeq and is a predicted model, not a curated record. The transcript has 6 exons. The coding region runs from base 1 to 1206 and encodes 401 amino acids. NCBI's taxonomy places the organism in Eukaryota, Fungi, Ascomycota, Sordariomycetes, Glomerellales, Glomerellaceae.